Messenger RNA from Miscanthus lutarioriparius, 279 nucleotides. The record is from the annotation of a GenBank genome assembly. Lineage: Eukaryota; Viridiplantae; Streptophyta; Magnoliopsida; Poales; Poaceae.
AUGACGACGAACGGUAAUGCAGCGGCGACGACGAUCCUGAUCGCCGUCCUUCUCGGAUGUCUUGCAACCUCCGUGCAUUGUGGUCGAGUGCCUAGAGAUGUCACCGGCGGAGAGCGCGGGGCGGAGGAGUUGACGUUGCCGCGACCCUUUUGCUACAAGGCGUGUGGCAACGGGCGCUGCGACUUCUGCUGCUGGAGCCAGUACACGCCGACGAUGUGCUGGGACACUGAAGCCAUGUGCAAGGAGGAGUGCCAUCCGCCCAUGAGCCCUCCCGUUUGA